This is a messenger RNA of Closterium sp. NIES-65, 2436 nucleotides long. NCBI's taxonomy places the organism in Eukaryota, Viridiplantae, Streptophyta, Zygnematophyceae, Desmidiales, Closteriaceae. The record is from the annotation of a GenBank genome assembly.
AUAGCAGACAAUGCAUCGGGGUGGUACGGCGGUGGAGAGCGGUUCAAUGCGGUGAACCAGAAGGGCAAUGUGUUGCCCAUGUUCUCGUUUGACCGCUUCACUGACGUCCCUGCGCAGCGCAGCUACAAGCCGGUGCCGUUUGUGAUGAGCAGCAGCGGGUACGGCGUGUGGGUGCAGUCCUAUGCCAACGGCUCCUUCAGCCUCGGUGCCCCCGACGAGCCUGACAUGCUGGCCAUCCGCUACAGGGAGCAGCAGCUGCGCGUGGUGUUCAUCGCGGGCCCCUCGCUGCUCGCUGUGCUCUCCGAGUUCACCCGCCUCUCCGCGCGCCCCUCCAUGCCGCCCGACUGGGCCUUUGCGCCCUGGAAGGGCCGAGACGUGCAUUUCAAUUGCUCGCAGGUGGUGGAAGAUGCGGAGAAGCUGCGGCAGCAGGGCAUACCGGGGUCGGUGAUUCUGAUAGACAGCCCGUGGGAGACAGGCUACAACGACUUCGCCAUCAACCGCCUCCAGUUCCACGACCCGGACGACAUGUUCCUGCGCCUCGAGGAGCUGGGGUUCUACAACAUCUUCUGGGCCACGCCCUUCAUCAACCGCGCCAACCGAGUGGACAUGCCCGGCAUCACCGCAGGGCCCGCAGCCAUCUUCCACGAGGCAGACAGCAAGGGCUUCCUCGUGCAGCAGGAGGGGGGCGGCUCGCAGAUAGUGAAGUGGUGGAAGGGCGAGGGCGGGCGGGUGGACUUCACGAGUGAGGCAGCGGUGGCGUUCUGGCAGGCGGCCAUGAACGCCACGCUGCAGUGGCCCACGGCGCGCGGCUUCAAGUGUGACGACGGCGAGGGCAACUACUUCCAGCCCGGCGCUGCCUUCCACGACGGCUCGCCCCUUUCAGUCAUGAAGACGCGGUACGUGGAGGUGUAUCUGGCAGCCAUGGGGGCGUUCAUAGACAAGUACCUGCAGGGGGACGGGGUGCUCAUGGCCAGGAGUGGCUUCACCGGCACCGGCAAGUCGUUCGUGUGGGCGGGCGACCAGCGCGCCAACUGGAACCGCACGGAGGGCUUCCCGUCGGUCAUCAUGGCGGGGCAGACGGCAGCGCUGUCGGGGUUCUUCCUGUGGGGCAGCGACAUCGCGGGGUACUUUGGCAAGACCAUCGACAAGGAGCUCUUCAUCCGCUGGAGCCAGUUCGGGCACUCAUCAACGUUGUUCUCUCCAUUCCUCCCCACCCCACUUGUAUCCUGUCUUGUCGAACCCCCACCUCCCAGCGCGCUAUCCCCGCUGAUGCACCAGUUCGGGCAGGCCAACAACGGCCCGUGGGACUACGAUGCCGUCACGCUGCGCAUCUACCGCCGCUUCGCCCGCCUGCACAUGGCGCUCUUCCCCUACCUCAAGGCCGCCGCACUCGCCAGCGCCACGCACGGUCUCCCCAUCCUCUGCGCCAUGCCGCUCGCCUUCCAAGGCGACCCUGAGGCUGCCUCCCCGCAGUGGCAGUGGCAGUACAGGUUCGGCCCGGACCUGCUGGUGGCUCCGGUGUACGAGCCUGGGGUGACGCAGGCGACAGUAUACCUGCCUGGGGGCAGUGCGUGGGUGCACUUCUGGGCGCCCAACGGUGUGCUCCUGCAGGGCGGGGCCGCCGUGCAGGUGGCGGUGCCGCUGCAUGAGACGGCGCUGUACGUGCGGGCGGGGGCGCUGAUAGAGAGUAUAGAGGAGGACGUGGACACGCUGGUGCCGCCCUCCGACAAGCUGCACCCCGACGUCAAGACCAUCGGCAGGUGUGCCUUGCCUUGCAUCCUCGCCACCCAUCAUCCUCGCCACCCAUCAUCCUCGCCACCCAUCAUCCUCGCCACCCAUCAUCCUCGCCACCCAUCAUCCUCGCCACCCAUCAUCCUCGCCACCCAUCAUCCUCGCCACCCAUCAUCCUCGCCACCCAUCAUCCUCGCCACCCAUCGUCCUCGCCACCCAUCAUCCUCGCCACCCAUCAUCCUCACCCUCGCACAUGCCUCCUUCCGUUCGCACUCUUGGCCCUCAUCAUGCCUUGUCUCAUUCGUUACUUCCCCCUUUCUUGCACAUCAGCCUCAUCCCCUACCCCCCACCCCUUCCCUCUGCCACAGUGUGCGCAUCCUGCAGGUGUGGCCGGGCAUCCCCUCACAGCCAUCAUCGCUGGCAUCGCUGCUCGCCCCCUUCCACGCCACGCUCACCGCGCGCCCCGUGCCGCAGGCGCACGGGCGGCACCGCGUGGUGCUGCAGCUGCGGGCGAGUGAGCGUGUGGAGCUGUCACUGCGCUUCAUGCACGGGCAGCGCCUGCGGCAGCCCAGUGUGCGGCGCAGCAAGCGCGAGCAGGUGGGCGUGGCGUGUGCGGCGGGCAACUACCUGGGCGUGGAGGGGCUGCACUGUGCUGUCGUGCUGGAGGCGGGGGUCACCGAGGUGGUGUGGGAGUAUGGGGAGUAA